AGCCAACAGAACUGUAUUCACUGUGGUUUGUGAAGUAACAUUCUUUUAUGUUCCAGAAUGUGCGUGCCAUAUACUUUGUGCUUGUGUGUGGCUUUGCUGCAUGUAUGUAAUGGUCUGCUACUGGGAGCCUUUAACAUUAAGUCAUUUGGAGACACAAAGGCAUCCAACACUACCCUCAUGGACAUCAUCAGUAAGAUCGUCCACCGCUAUGACAUUAUCCUGAUCCAGGAAGUGAGAGACAUCGACCUGUCAGCCACAGAGAAGCUUAUGUCUUAUGUCAACAAGGGAGCUACUAAAUUCACAUACAUUGUGAGUGAGCCUCUAGGACGCAGCACCUACAAAGAGAGAUAUCUCUUCCUCUACAGGGAGGAGAUUGUGUCUGUGGAAGACAGCUACCUGUUUGAUGACGGCUGUGAAUCAUGUGGUACCGACACCUUUAUCCGAGAGCCCUUUAAUGUCAUGUUCUCCAGCACUGCUCUGCAGAAGUUCGUCCUAAUCCCACAGCACACAUCUCCAGACUCCGCACUUAAGGAAGUGGACGCUCUUUAUGAUGUGGUGACUGAUGUCCAGAAGCGCUGGAGCACAAAUAACAUUAUCCUGCUAGGUGACUUCAACAGUGAUUGUAACUAUGUGACAGACUCAGAGUGGAACCAGAUCCGGCUCUUUACAGAUAAGAGCUUCCAUUGGCUGAUCACGAAUGAUGUUGACACUACAGUUACCCACACCAACUGUGCCUAUGACAGGAUUGUGGUGACAGAUGAUGUUAUGGAAAGAGUGGUACCUGGCACUGCCAAAGUCUUUGAUUUUCAGGCAGCACUAAAUCUGAAGCUUGAACUGGCUUUGGCUGUGAGUGAUCACUUCCCAGUGGAGGUAUCUGUCUGAUUGAAUCUGAAUGGACUCCGCUCCUACAGUUUUACCAGUAUUCAGAUGAAUCAGAUCACAGAUACAUCAACAUGUACUAA
This is a messenger RNA of Periophthalmus magnuspinnatus, 962 nucleotides long. It is a transcript of the gene dnase1, whose product is annotated as deoxyribonuclease I. NCBI's taxonomy places the organism in Eukaryota, Metazoa, Chordata, Actinopteri, Gobiiformes, Gobiidae. Gene Ontology annotation, cellular component: nucleus. Gene Ontology annotation, biological process: DNA catabolic process. The transcript has 8 exons. Gene Ontology annotation, molecular function: DNA nuclease activity. The record is from RefSeq and is a predicted model, not a curated record. Bases 58 to 882 code for a protein of 274 amino acids.